Molecule: messenger RNA, 1602 nt
Organism: Talaromyces stipitatus ATCC 10500
Lineage: Eukaryota; Fungi; Ascomycota; Eurotiomycetes; Eurotiales; Trichocomaceae
Product: efflux pump antibiotic resistance protein, putative
Exons: 2
Coding region: 1-1602 (533 amino acids)
Biological process (GO): transmembrane transport
Molecular function (GO): transmembrane transporter activity
Source: RefSeq, a predicted model, not a curated record
AUGAGCACGACCACAGCAGAUGUGCAUAGAAAUCGAAAUGAACAUUCAACAAGCAGACCGGAAACCACCUUCGACGAGAUAUCCGACCCAGCCCGCAUAACCAGGGAAACCAGUUAUCCAACCGGCGCAAAAUUAUGGCUCCUGAUGCUUAACCUCGCCGCAGUCCUUAUCCUCAUCAGCAUAGACAUGAAUAUUGUCGCUACGGCCGUACCCAGCAUUACAGAUCAUUUCCACACUGUCGCGGAUGUGGGCUGGUAUUCAUCCGCGUUCAGGCUCUGCCAGUGCGCUUUUCAGUUCAUGUUUGGUAGAGCGUAUAAGCUCUUCUCUAUCAAGUGUGUGUUCCUACUCGCCAAUGUUAUCUCUAUGGUAGGCUCGGUGCUCUGCGGAGCGGCAGCUACGUCGUCUACGCUUAUUAUUGGGAGGGCUGUGACUGGUUUGGGCUCUUCUGGUCUUCUUUCAGGAUGUUUUGUCAUCCUCGUGCAGUCUACGCCUCUACGUGCACGGCCCAUGUUCACGGGCAUAAUGGGUGCUGUCGAAGGGGUAGCUACGCUAUCCGCACCGCUCCUCAGUGGUGUUAUUGUGCAGUCACUCGGUUGGCGAUGGUGUUUCUACAUCAACGUGCCUAUCGGCGUUGUAACGUUGUUGUUGACCAUGUACUACUUUUUCGAUGCACCUAAAUCUAACGAUAUCACGCGCAUGACACUCAAGCAGAAGAUCGCACAACUCGACUUGGUCAGUAAUCUACUCUUCAUCCCAGCGCUGACAGGUCUUUUUCUCGCAUUCUCAUGGGCUGGUACCAAGUAUCCCUGGAGCAGUGCACCUGUGAUAGGCCCCCUUGUAGGCUUUGCCAUACUCAUAACAGGCUUUAUCUACAAUCAAAUCCGUCGCGGGGAUGCCGCUGCUCUCCCAAUACGGAUUCUGAGACGCCGCAGCGUUAUCGCAGGUGCAGGUAAUGUACUAGAAUAUUAUCUACCCAUUUACUAUCAAGUCGUUCGUGGAUAUUCCCCUGCAAAAAGUGGAUAUAUGAUGCUCCCCAUCAUCAUUGCAGCCACUAUCGGCGCACUCGUCCAUGGCUUCGGGACAAGUGUCUUGGGAUACUAUGCGCCAUUCAUGCUCUUUGCGUCGAUCACAAUGCCCAUUGCCGCGGGGCUUAUAACUACGUUCAAAAUUAGUACUAGUUUUGCGCAGUUGAUCAUAUAUACUGCUUUUUCUGGUUUGGCAUACGGUAUCGGGUUCUCGGGGCCACAGAACGCAGUGCAGACGGUGUUAGAUGCAGAGGAUGUUCCACUCGGAACGUCUAUUAUGUUAUUCUCGCAGUCCUUUGGCCCAUCUGUAGCAGUCGCUGUUGCGCAGGUACUGUUUGUGAAUCAGCUCUCGACGAAUUUGGAUGGUCUCGUGCCGGGUGUGAGUGGUGCGAGUAUUGAGAAUAUGGGCUUGACGCAAAUUGUUUCCAGUCUGCAGCCGGAAAGGUCUGCAGAAGUCCUGGUUCGGAUUGAUAAAAGUCUUGUUCAGACAUGGUAUUUGGUAAUUGGGUUGGCGUGUGCGACGAUGAUUGGGAGUUUGCUGAUAGAAUGGAGGUCGGUCAAGUUGAGGCGGGAUUAG